CACCACACAUCGCAGCUGACCGUCGCAGGAGACGGAGCUCGCCGCGACGAAAAAGCCACUUUUCUCCCUUUAGAUAUCCCCAAAUCUUCUUCCUCACCAUGAGCGAAGGACGAGACACCGACGAGGACCUCCUGAGUGACUACUGGGUGACGUCGUGGGAGCAGCAGACGGCGCAGGAGCUGGAGAGCGAGGCCGACCGCCAGGAGCUCCUUCGGGCCGAGGCGGACGAGGCCAACGAGAGGAUGUGGGCGCUCUUCCAGCACGCCGCCCAGUGCGUGGCGCUCAUGUACAAAGGUGCAGCAGACAGCCAGAACUCAAUUUGGGUGCCAUUCCAGACAGCUGCCGGACACAUCACAGCACUCUACAAAGAGGCUGUAGAGUCAGUGCGACGCAGUGGUGAGGCAGGAGUGCAGGCAGGGUAUCAGCGACGCACACGAGAGGUGCUUAACUGGGCCCGCAGGAGGAGACACAUCCGCCGUGAGGAGUUGAUAGCAUUUUUAGCUGGCAAGACACCCCCACCCAGAACAACCCACCUCAGAGGUUCUCCCCGCACCCGCAUAUCACUGGAACGCAUGAGCCCACGCCUGCCCAGCCCUCACCACCACAGUCACGUACACCCACACACACACAACCCAGAGCCAGACCUCAACACCUUCAAAGAAGCUCUGGGGAUCUCAGGUCAACCAAGUAUAAAUGUACGUCCAUCCCCAGUCGGGUCGCCCACCCUCUCUUCCCGCCGGCGGAAUUCAACACACUUGCCUGAACUUCAGGCUUUCAUAUGUGAUGAAUUUGCAAGAAAUAAGCGGCCAGCACCCUCAUCUUCUCCCACCCAUGAUGUCACCAUGGACUCACCUCAGCACAAACGCUCUCGCUUUACUUAAAGAUAUGAGUUAGAUUUUUUUUUUUUCUUUUUUUUCAUUGUAGUUACUGCUUUUUUUAUUAUUAUUAUUAUUAUUAUUUUUUUUUUUUUUUAAUUAUUAUUAUUUUUUUUAUUUUAUAUAUAUAUAUAUUUUUUUUUCAUAUUAUUUUUUGACAACCUCUUUCACUGUGCCUAAAGGUUGGAUUUUUCAGUGGGGAAGUUAUCUAUUUGAUUUUGAAGUUGCAAAUUAUAGAAGAUAAAACUGAUUUUUAAGAAAAUCAGAAUUAUUUUUUUCAUCCUCUUUUUUUCAUUCAUUCUUUGUCUUUUCCUGCUAUUUUUCUUACCAGACAGUAUAAUUAUGUAAGGACCAUGAAUGGCCCUCUUUUGAAGGUCGUGCAGUAGAUAAUGUACUUGAAAGACUCUGUCUGUCAGGUAUAUUAUCUUGGGCCUGAUUUAAUUUUGUUUAUACAGAUAUAGGGAUCUAGAAAUAUAAAAUUUUAACAAUGUUCUAUAUUACUCAAAGACAUGAGUUCUGAUAAGUCAUGAAUUCCCUGUCCCCUCCUCCUCCUCUCCUUUCCUCUUCUCUUCUUUUUUCUCAUCUCUAUUCUCCCUCUCUCUUUCUUUCCAUUCCACCCCCUCCUCUUCCUCCUUCUCCCCCUUAUCUUCUGUAGAAUGUCAAUGGAUAACUUUAAUGCUCUUCAGCCUGAGACAGACAUGAUGCAUAGACCAAUGAGUCAUGUCAUUGUGCCUAUUCCUUUGUAAAUACUUGUAAAGAAAUAAACAUUUUGAGAGGUCGUAUCCUCAGAUAUCCUCAGAGGUUUUGUGGCCUCGUGAAACAAGAUGAGAGCACAAAAGUUCACUCGUGAAGAAAACAGUGUCUUUACAAAAAAAAGAAAAGAAAAGAAAGUUUAUUAAAUGUGUAUGAAGAUGAUACACAAAUCAUUAUUGUAAGGUAUCGUUGAUAAAAGUGUAUGGAAAUGUUCAGGUUACAAAUUGCAACAGCCAAAUUUAUUCUUAUUCAUACUUCUGAGCACUUUAACUGAAUGAGGCUAGAGUACACAAAAAUGAUCAGGCAGGUUAUAUUAGCUUGUCUUAAAGUGUACAGACUUGACAUUACUUCAUAGUUGAAAACUGCAAUAUUUAUCUUUAGAUUUUGUUAUAGUGUUUGAUUGUGGUUAUUAUAUGUAAUGUCCUGGACUCCUUCAGUGCAAGUGUUUGGGGAGGGAUUUCUCUCUCUCUCUCUCUCUCUCUCUCUCUCCUCUCUCUCUCUCUCUCUCUCUCUCUCUCUCUCUCUCU
This is a messenger RNA of Penaeus monodon (black tiger shrimp), 2155 nucleotides long. Its product is annotated as UPF0472 protein C16orf72 homolog. Bases 99 to 881 code for a protein of 260 amino acids. NCBI's taxonomy places the organism in Eukaryota, Metazoa, Arthropoda, Malacostraca, Decapoda, Penaeidae. The transcript has 5 exons. The record is from RefSeq and is a predicted model, not a curated record.